Molecule: messenger RNA, 1362 nt
Organism: Penicillium cataractarum
Lineage: Eukaryota; Fungi; Ascomycota; Eurotiomycetes; Eurotiales; Aspergillaceae
Product: cytochrome P450
Exons: 3
Coding region: 1-1362 (453 amino acids)
Molecular function (GO): oxidoreductase activity, acting on paired donors, with incorporation or reduction of molecular oxygen; heme binding; iron ion binding
Source: RefSeq, a predicted model, not a curated record
AUGGCAGCUUCUCGCGUGCCCUAUAUGCGGAUGAUUAUCAGUGGCCGGUUCGCCCAGCAAAUCAAGGCUCUACACGAGAAGUAUGGCAAUGUCGUUCGCAUCGCUCCGAAUGAGCUCUCAUUCACCGACGGUGACGCCUGGAAAGUGAUCUACGGAACUCGCACCGGCCACGGACAAAAGCAAAAGGAUCUUCGAUUCUACCCUCCCACCCCCGGCGGCGCCCCGAGUAUCAUAUACUCCGACGACGCAGACCAUUCCCGAUUCCGCCGUCUCCUGUCGCAUGCAUUCUCGGAUAGCUCGCUACGUGGACAAGAGCCAAUUAUCAAAAGCUAUGUCGAUCUUCUCAUGCAACGCUUAAACGAGAAUAUUGCCGCUGAAAAGAACGUGCUUGAUAUGGUCUCGUGGUACAAUUUCACUACAUUCGAUAUCAUCGGAGACCUGGCCUUCGGCGAACCAUUCGAUUGCCUGAAAAAUUCCAAUUACCACCAAUGGGUGCACAUUCUCUUCAGUCACAUGAAAAUGAGCGCUUACGCAAAUGUAGCCCGGCGUCUGCCGGGUUCUGGUCGGUUAUUGAAGCUUAUUACCCCGAAGCGGGUCACUGCCCAGCGAGAUUGGCAUUUUGAGAUGACGAAAGAGAAAGUCCAGGCUCGACUGAGCAAAUCAAAUGAGAGACCGGACUUCUUUGGGAAUAUCUUGAAACAUAAUCAUACCGAGAAAGGGUUUAGUUUACCUGAGAUGAUUUCGAAUGGGAGUACGCUUAUUAUUGCCGGCUCGGAAACUACGGCUACGCUGCUUUCUGGAGUGACGUAUCUGUUGCUGAGGAAUCCGCGUGUUCUUGCGAAGCUUCAGGAAGAGGUUCGGUCAACGUUCACUCGCGAGGAAGAGAUUAAUCUGGACUCGUGCAAUAAGUUGGAGUAUUGCCUCGCGACUCUUACUGAAGCGUUGCGAAUGUACCCUCCCGUUUCACCUGGAUUGCCUCGGAUUGUCGAUGCCCAGGGUGAUUUAAUUGCUGGGGACUGGAUCCCAGGAGGCACAAUCGUCUCCGUUAGUCACUUGGCUGCUAGCUAUUCCCCAUCGAACUUCACCGACGCAGACCAAUUCAUCCCGGAGCGUCAUCUCAAUGACCCUCGCUAUAAGAAUGAUGUCAGACAUGCAAUGCAGCCGUUUAGCUUUGGACCGAGAAAUUGCAUUGGACGAAAUUUGGCCUACGUCGAGAUGAGGAUUAUCUUGGCUCGUAUGAUAUUCAAUUUCGAUAUGGAGUUGGCUGAGCCUGAGAAGGACUGGUUGGAUCAAGAUGCCUUUGUGCUUUGGGAUAAACCUGCUUUGAAUGUCAAGUUGACUCCUCGGAGUAAAGAGGUGUGA